This is a messenger RNA of Moneuplotes crassus, 967 nucleotides long. NCBI's taxonomy places the organism in Eukaryota, Ciliophora, Spirotrichea, Euplotida, Euplotidae. The record is from the annotation of a GenBank genome assembly.
UUUCAAAUGAAUCCUCAACGCCCAAAACAAAAGAUGAGUUCAAGGAUGCUAAGCAGUGAUAUUGCUAAAUGGAUAUCUAAGAGAUGAAAUGACAACGACUCCGAUCUCUCGUCUAACCAAACCUUUGAAGAGAAGCAGAACUUCAUCUGCAGGCUUAUAUCUAACAAGAAGAGUAAGAAGGGUUUCACCAGCCCAGCUAGGAUGCAAAAGAGAAAUAAAGCUAAAACUUCGACAUUUGUUAACAUGAAAUCUCGUAUUCUGUCUGCCGAGAGGACUGGAAGAGGGAAUGGAACUCUAUCACCCCUAUCCACUCAAUCUAAAGAAGACCACUGUUCAACUGCACAAAAAUCACAGUUGCUAUCCAGCACUGUUGAGAGAAAGACUUUGGAUAUGAAGCAGUAUCUCAAUUUUGAUCAUAAAAAAUUCCGUAUGAAUAAGCAGAAUGACCUGGGUAAACCUGUUGCCAAAGAUGCUACCGUACAAAGGAAGCUUCGAGUUUUCAGUCAGGAGCCUCGUAUUAAGACUACAAUUGCAAAUAAAUUGAUGGCAAGAUUUCAGAAAAUCCGGAAAAAUAUUCCUCCAACAACAAAAGCUUCUUCAAAAUCCCGAGUAAACCGAUUCACAAAAAGUAGGUUUGCAGUUGUCCCUCCAAUCGGAGAAAAAGAGCAAAAGACACUUGCUGGCUAUCUUAAUGGUUACAACACCACUAAAACCAUCGGACGCAUUCAGUCUCGUCUUGACAACCAGAGGCAAAGACCAAGCAGAAGAAUGAAUAUGAACAAAAAUGGACUUGUAAGGAUGUCAAACGUGACCUUCAUGAGUGACCAACAGAUCCCUCAAUUUCUCAGCCCAAAACGUUUGGACGGACAAAGUCAUUACAGAUCUUUCCUGAGCCCUUCUUAAUGUUAUCUCACCAAAAUAUGCAAUUAUACUGCCAGCUUUGUUUUAUAAUUAAAAUUCAAUGCUC